Pseudoliparis swirei is the source of this 2082-nucleotide messenger RNA. RefSeq lists its product as uncharacterized. The transcript has 11 exons. NCBI's taxonomy places the organism in Eukaryota, Metazoa, Chordata, Actinopteri, Perciformes, Liparidae. Bases 321 to 1178 code for a protein of 285 amino acids. The record is from RefSeq and is a predicted model, not a curated record.
UAUAAAGAUUGAAUAUUUGUAUCAACUUUUCCAGAAGUAACUAACUUGCAUGUCGGGGGAGAAUGGACCAAUUUUAAAAUACAUAUAUUAUUUAUUUUUAUAUAAAUAUAAUGCAUGUACCGGUGGAGGCGGAGACACCGGGAACCUGUGGAGCUGGUUUCCUUUUUAACUUUCACUUGUAGCUCUUUCCUCCCGUUUACGUCUCGCGCUAGCUCGCUGUGCUUUGAUACAGCGCGCGCGUAUUCGUGCCCUAAACACCGUGAUGUGCGUCUCGUUGUAGUCCGCCUCGUUGUUGACAGUCUGGCCGACGGAGGAGCGAGAUGUGUCCGCGCGAGACGUCCGUGCGUCUGGCCGCUUGGUCGUGCGUUCUGCUGGCUGUCGUGUCCGCGGGCUCCGAGAUCACCGCCUACGUGGGGGCGGGCGGCGAGAUCGUCCUCUUGCCGGGCGACUUCUCCGAGGCCGUCGCCACCGCCGUCUGGAAGCACGAUCAGAACAUCGCCGCCGACUUCGACGGAACGGAAACCGUUCGGUAUCGUCAGUUCGAAGAACGCGGGAGCCUGAACCCGAUGAACGGAGUGAUGAGGAUCACGGGGCUGACCCGAAACGACAGCGGGCUGUACACAUGCGAAGUCAACGGCGUGCUCACGAGUCCAAACGUCCGUCUCUUCGUCAUCUUCGCCGUCCCGAAACCCACCGUCCGCACAUCCUGUGACGAGGACAGCUGCACUCUGACCUGUGACGGAGACACGGCGGGCGCCGACCCGGUCACCUGCAGGUGGGGGCGGGACGACGAGUGGACGGCCGGCUCUCCGGCGCUGCGCAUCACGAAGGACGGAAGUUCGGGCGUCGCCGAGUUCAGCUGCGAGUUGGAGAAUCCGGUCGGCCGGGAGGUCAGCCGACCCGUCCGCAACCCGUUCGCCUCCGCAGUUUCAGCUCCCGGGGGACGGCUGAACGUCUCCGCGGGAGUCACGGUCUUCAUCAUUCUGCUGGUCGCCGUGCUGCUGCUGGUCGGCGUCCACAGGUGUAAAACAGGAAUGUGGUUCUUCCAAAAAACCUCCAUGCCGUGGGAACCAAACUUCUGGAGGAAGAACGAGAGGCCACCAGGAAAUGCUGCUGCAUCUAAUGGCACAUCUGCUCGAGAGAAUGGGCAAACAGACGAGGAAACACCGUUGUCAUAAGUGAAGUCCGGACCAGUCGGGUGUCAAUCAUUCUCCAGAGACGUUCUUUUUUUAAUUUCCGUGCCUCAAUAUGACUUUUAAAAAGUAUGUUAAGAUAGGAACGAGCUGCCGUUUUCAGAAAGGAACGAAGCCAAAACGCCUGGCUCCCGUUCCCAUACUGACAAUAUUUCUUUCUUUUUUUACAAUCUGUGGUGCUUGUUUUUAAACAGAAUACAUUAGUGUAUCCAGUUGCUCCAUUAACUGCUGGGAUCUAGCUUUUAUGUCACAUGCUUUUAAAAAGACACAAAAGGGAAAUGUUAAAGUUAUGCAUCAUGAAAUCAAAAAGGGCAGAAACUAAUGCAAAGCCCAGAGGUUUGUUUCUAGAUUUUACACGAGGCUCCAUGAGGUGCCUCAAGGCUUAGACAAUACCAGGAAGUGGCCCUGUUUCCUGUGGCGGACAGCCCACCUGACACCGACUGGCACCUCCAGCUCCCGGACCGGGCAGGUCUGGUGUUGGGAGGAACCGGGCAGAAGAGGAGACGCCUUUGUGUGUUUUGGGCCAACAAGCAGAGCGUUGUCCGCGGCAAAAUAUUUAGAUCAAAAAACAAAACUUAAACUGAAUAAGCAACUUUUUUUUUCAUUUGGGUUUUCUUUUGUCGUGUUUAUUAACUUCCUGUGUAUCUUUAGUCGUAUUUUAACGCGUGUUCCGCUUCACGUUCUGAAGGACCGACUUGUGUUUGUGGAGCUGCACUCGUUGUGCAUUUAAAAAUGGAGGACAGGUGUGUUUUUGCACUUUCUGCAGUCGUAUUCUUAGUUGUGUAACUCGUCGUAUAAAAUACUUUGCACUCCAACACAGCUGAAAGUAUUAGCUUUUGGUAACGAAAGUCCCACUUACUAAAAAUCUAAUUAAAGUAUUCCUACCCUA